AUAAGUUGAGUGGUGUCCACUGAAAUAACACCAGCUUGCAGAAGUUAAAGGCUUCACGUGGAUACAAAGAUGCAGAGUUAUCUUCCUUUAGCCCUCUGCCUGGUUGUCAUGACAACAGUCUGCUGCAGUGACGCUUCAGUCAAACUUCUGGAGAAUUUUCUUGAACGGCUUCAGAGUGCAAGGUUUAGACAGUGCUCAGCGAGGAAAUGGAUCAAAUACAAGAUUGAUGUGGAUAUGACUCUAAAAGUGUGCAAACGUCCUAACUUCUCACCCCCAAGGUUGUCUCGGCGACAGAGUUUCCAGAUCAAAAAACUCUUUCCCGGAAUGUUUCUGUCUUGCCUCCAGUACACAAAACUCACACGGAGAACUGAGUCAUGGAAUAUGAAUGAUGGAGAUAUGUGCUGCCCAACUGUCAAGUCGGAUCCUGUAAAAGAGGAUACUCUAGUAAACGUUUUGGGAGAGACGAAAACACUCGUUCAUCUGGACUCGGUAGACAUGUACCAGUGGAUAACUUAUGGAAGUUGCGCAGAACCAAAAUGUAUCUCUACUGAUGGGACAUGCGUUAUUGAGAAGACUACAAGGUUCCUUUUGGUCUGGGACUUCAGUAACCCAACCUUGCCAUUUUCGUACGACGCUUUCGAAAUUCCUACGUACUGCUCUUGUAAAAAUUUCUGAACUAAUUAUUCGUGAUAUAUAAUAUUAACAGAACGCUUAGCAUGACUAUAGCUUAUACAGUUGAGAAACUCUGUAUGGAUAAGCCCUCACGAUUCUGUAGACGUCCUUAUCAAAGAAAUGGUUACUACAUAUAUAGGGUGUCACCAAGUAUUCCGUUGUAUAAGUCGUUCUGUCAUUAGUGCAACCCGAACAGGGGGAUGUCCUAGCGAAAAAAGUAGUAUUAAUGUGGUUAGCUCGCUGUUACAUGUUGCAUUCCCGACACUCAACACUGUGGCUUGGACUGAGAUUGAUUCAACGCAUAAAGUCUACUUGAUUGGUCAAGUGACUGUAGCCAUGAGAUCUAACAACCUCGUUUCUGAAAACAGCAAAAUGAUGGAUGGAACGCCUCUGGGAAUACCGCUCGGUUUUCUUAGCUUUUCCAGCUCUUCUCUACGUUUGUCGUCAAGAGGAAUAUUAAUUCCUGCGGUAUCCUUUGAAAGUGUGAGGGUUUUUUUUGGUGGCUCAUGACUUUAUUUCAUAAAUCGUACGUACAGGAUUGGGCAUUUUGAAAAGAACAGUUAUGAACAAAGAGCGAAACUCGCCUAAAUCACCACAGAGAACUAUGUAGCUUGGUCGUAACCCGUGCAGCAAAAGUUUCAAAUCUGGUUUGGUCACGUGAGUGUUGUUUAUGAAGGAUGAUAUAGCAAUGGUCAUGAAUGACACAUUGUAAACGUAUAGCCCAUCGCCAUGACAUCCUGCGUCCAGAUUGGUCAAUAGUGAGAUUCGUCAAACCACUUCUUAAAAGAUAGAGUGUCCAUGGUACGAUUUGCUUACUUCAUUGAAUGCUACCACAGGUACAAUAGUCUGUUAUGACAAGUACGCCACAACAAGUUAUACUGAAAACAGUUUUAAUUGUUUCAUACUAAAUUUGUCAGAUCACUUUUACGGCUUAAACCUGCACAUGUGCUUGACCUUUUGUAAGGUGUUUUGUAUCCGUCCGGGAUAAACCCAUAGAUGAAUGUAUUACACUUGUGUAAUCAGCCCACCAGAAUAGAUAUAUAACUAGCCUACAUUUACCUUAACCAACUGAUGUUACAUGAGCUGAUGUAAACAUGGUCUGAAAUCGCUGUGAGUUCAAGUCCAUUUCAUGCUGGCUUCCUCUGCGGCAGUACAUAAGAAGGUCUUCCAGCAACCUACGGAUGGUCAUGGGUUUCUCUCAGGCUCUAUCCGGUUUCCUCCCAUCAUAUUGCUGGCCGCCGUCGUAUAAUUGAUAUAUUCUUGAGUACGGCGAAAAACACCUUUGAAAUAAAUGAAUAAAUAAAGCACUACCUCUGUUAAAUGCCGUCAUUUGUGUAUGUAUAUGUUAUGGCUUUGUGAAUAUUUGGCUGUUAUUUAUUUAAACACAGUUUGUGACAAUGGUAUCAGAAAUAAACAUGGAAGACUUUGUAUUUCCAAGACAUUUUUGUCGACUUGCAUUUUUCUCUGCUUGCUCAACAGUAAUCAUGAUUAGUUCCGUGCCACAAAUUAAAACUUGCUGUUACCAGCUGAAACGACGUGGGAUGACGAGUUCCUCUGACUAUGCUGAGAUUAUCAUUACCACCUAUAGAGUGCUAGGGGCUUAAGAACCCUUAAUGAGGUUCAGUUUUGCCAGUAUCUAUAUAUUUUAAAACAUUACGUGUAUACAAAUAUUGUUUUUCUGUCUAUUUAGGAAGAAGAAAUCUACAAUUUUAAUGUGCUUUUUAUUUCACCGACGUUAUCAUUUACACAAAUGUGCGUAUUAUUGUCACUGUUAUGUCCUGAAACCCAAUACUAAUACAUAGUAUACAUAGCCUAAUAUAUAAUAUUAUUAAGGAGAUGUUAAAUAAGAUUACUGUUUUAAUGAAUGUAUCACUAUAUGUCCAGUUAUGGAUUUAUCACUGUAUGUCUGUUAAUAAAAUCGUCAUGCAAUGUAUGUUAUAUUCACGUGUAAUCCAGACACACACGUAUAUACACAAUGUGUGUAUAUGUUUAACAGUGUGUACAGGUGCAGGGCGAGUCACUAGAGGACGCAAUCUGCCAGUUAGGUAUCAUUGCGUUUUAUGACCAUGGGGGCCAGUUAGGAACAAUGCACGCCGGCUGACUUCCUGAAGUAAUCUUGAAAGAAGAUUUUAUCUUGCCACCUGGACGGCUGGGAAUUGCUGGGUAGCAUAUAAACCCAAAAUCUGAGUGGCAUGCCAUAUCUGCCUUGUCUGCUACGCCAGAAAUACAUGCUAUUCCAACGAUUCCUGUGUUGUUCAGGUAAGUCAUUUAUAGUUAGUUGCGUGUGCUUUUGAUCUCAAGUAGACGGUUCCUGUAUAAGAUGGGUAGAUAUUGUAAAAUGAAUUUAAAUGCAUACGACAUA
Liolophura sinensis is the source of this 3034-nucleotide messenger RNA. RefSeq lists its product as uncharacterized. The record is from RefSeq and is a predicted model, not a curated record. NCBI's taxonomy places the organism in Eukaryota, Metazoa, Mollusca, Polyplacophora, Chitonida, Chitonidae. The transcript is spliced from 4 exons. The coding region runs from base 70 to 675 and encodes 201 amino acids.